Molecule: messenger RNA, 2595 nt
Organism: Colletotrichum higginsianum IMI 349063
Lineage: Eukaryota; Fungi; Ascomycota; Sordariomycetes; Glomerellales; Glomerellaceae
Product: Chitin recognition protein
Exons: 5
Coding region: 1-2595 (864 amino acids)
Biological process (GO): carbohydrate metabolic process
Molecular function (GO): chitin binding; hydrolase activity, acting on carbon-nitrogen (but not peptide) bonds
Source: RefSeq, a predicted model, not a curated record
AUGCGUUGGACACCCGUGCUGCUCGCCGCCCUCGCCGGGUUAGAGGCAGCUCACGCUCACGGAGAUGAGCCUCACAUGAACAUGGUGUUGCCGCGUCUCAGGAACGUGGAAGAAUUGCGCCAGAAGCGCGUGAAAUACGAGCCAUGGAACCCCCCAAGCGUAGCCAACAAGCCUCGUGACGAGCGUACAAACCGUUUAUCACCCCGACAGGCCGUCACCAUCAAGUUGGGAGACAACGUUCAGUGUGGAGGUACUUUUGGAAGAUGGUGCGGAAAGGGCACCGAAUACUGCAGAGCACCAGAUUGUCAAAUCAACUACGGUCCGGGCUGUGACGGCAACCAGAAGCCUAGCGGCCCCGACACGGCCAACGAUGCGAGGCCUUUGAAGGGCAGCAUUCCCUACGGCGGCCUUGGAAUCUACGCCUGUGAAAAGGACGGCGAUGUUGCCGUCACCUACGACGACGGCCCCUACAUCUACACUGCCGCCAUGUUGGACGCUUUUAAGGCACACAGCGCUGUUGCCACGUGGUACAUCACCGGCAACAACAUUGGCAAGGGCCAGAUCAACGUGGCGUACCGUGAUGUCAUCAAGCGCAUGUUUGACGAAGGUCACCAAAUCGCCAGCCACACGUGGUCGCACGAGAACCUCGACCAGAUGACAUUGGCGCAGCGCAAGAACCAGAUGGUGUAUAACGAGAUCGCCUUCAUGGAUAUUCUUGGCUUCUACCCUACUUACAUGCGCCCGCCCUUCUCCAUUUGCGGAGCCGAGUGUCAGCAGCAGAUGGUGGACCUCGGUUACCACAUCACCUACUUCGAUCUCGACACCGAGGGAUACCUCCACACUGAUCCGAGCCAAAUCCAGGUUAGUUUGAACCUGUGGGAUGCCGCCAUGAUCGCACGCUCGCCUUGCAACGGCAGUUACUUGCACAUCGAGCACGACAUUCAUCAACAGGUCGCCACAACCUUCACCAACCACAUGCUUGACUCCAUCGUCGCCAACGGCUGGAAGGCCGUGACCGUCGGCGAGUGCCUGGGCGACCCCCCCGAGAACUGGUACCGCGGCAACGUCCCCGGCUACAACUUCAAGAUCUCGGCUGUCAGUCCCUUGGCCUGCACCAGCACGCGCAGCACGUCCUCCUCGAGGACCUCGUCCACUCGCACGUCGACUUCCAGCACGUCGACAUCCACCGCCCUCGCCGUCUCCCUCGACGGCUCCUGCGGAGCCACCGGGGCCAAGACCUGCCAGGGCUCGGCCUUUGGCAACUGCUGUUCCAAGAACGGAUGGUGUGGCAGCACAGCCGCUUACUGCGGCACUGGCUGCCAGUCCAAGUACGGCACUUGCGGAAGCCAGUCGUCGUCGAGCAGCCGGCACUUCUUCUUCUUCCUCGUCGCGGACCAGUGCUUCAUCGUCUUCCAUACGAUCGAGCACUGGCUCUGCCUCAAGUUCGAGGACCUCAACUUCAAGCUCGCGGACCAGUGCUUCUUCGUCUUCCAUACGAUCAAGCACUGGCUCUGCCUCAAGCUCGCGGACCACGGCUUCUUCGUCUUCCAUACGAUCAAGCACUGGCUCUCGUUCCAGCUCACUUCGAGCUCGUCCACACGCUCUUCUUCUACCUCGUCCUCUAACACACGCUCUUCAGGCACUGCUUCCAGCACCAGAUCCUCUACUUCUUCCUCGGGCACCGGUACAAGAUCCGCUACUGGGUCUAGCUCUGCUGCGUCAUCCACGUCCACACGACCCGUCUCCACGAACGGCGAGUGCGGUUCCGGCAAUGGAAGACAGUGUAUCGGCUCUGCCUUUGGCAACUGCUGCUCCCAAUACAACUUCUGCGGUAGCACCUCUGGCCAUUGCGGCACGGGUUGCCAGUCUGCGUUUGGCACUUGCAACGCCGGGUCCAGCUCUUCUGCCAGCUCGUCUGCCGGCUCCUCCAGCCGUUCCAGCAGCGCUGCUGCCGGGGGGAGCUCGACCGCGUCAAGCACCGGUGCCCUCCCGACCUCUUCUCUUCUGGCUUCGGUGAACGGCGAGUGUGGUGGCCUAAACGGACGAACAUGCUUGGGGACUUCGUUCGGCAACUGCUGUUCUCAGUACGACUACUGCGGCAACAGUGCCGCCCACUGCGGCACCGGUUGCAAGUCUGCCUUCGGCACCUGCAACGCCGGGUCCAGCUCUUCGGCCGGCCCCUCUGUUUCCAGCUCCGCCGGAACCCCGGUGUCCUCCGCCGCCUCAACCCGCGUCAGCUCCACCAACCCGGCGGCCGCAACCAACACCAGGCUUUCGACCAGCGGCGAGUGCGGUGGCACGGCCGGCUUCAACUGCCUGGGCUCCAACUUUGGAGACUGCUGCUCGCCCUACAACUACUGCGGCAACACCACCGCCCACUGCGACACGGGCUGCCAAAGCAACUUUGGCCGAUGCAGCGGCACCGGCGCCAACGUCCAGGUCUCGCUCAAUGGAAACUGCGGCCCUACAAACGGCGGCGCCACCUGCGCCGGCUCGUCCUUCGGCAACUGCUGUUCGACCUACGGGUAUUGUGGCAGCACCUCCGCCUUCUGCGGCACCGGCUGCCAGUCCGGCUUUGGCACUUGUGGUAAGUAG